AUGAAGGCUUCGAAUGCCUCUCUAGAUCCUGCUACCGUUGCUGCUGCCGCUACCCCUCCGCAAAUAUCGACACCCAUACCGCUAAUGUCGUCCUCUCCAGCGCCCCUCCGACCCGCGCUUGGCGGUAGGCCCAGCGGAGCACGAACACCGAGACUAGGCCUGGCCAUACCUCCUUCGCCCAAUGUCAAGGCCUUUGGCGGUGCCGUGGGUGGUGGUGUCUCGCGACCCCAGCUCACCGUCCAUGUUGCGACCCCAAUGGGCAGCACCGUCGCCCCUUACGAACAACCGCGCCAGGUCGCUCAACCGGGACAAUCGGCCAGCGGCGGCAGCGAGAGCAGCGCGGCACACUCGAGGUCUGGCAGUUUCGGCCCUCUCGAUGGGAGGGCCAGUAACCCUACCUCUGCAGGCUCCCAGUUCUCCGCCCUCUCGUUCGCAUCACAGUACGGCAUUGGUUCGCGGCCACAGGGAACUCCGGACCCCAUAUCAGCUGUUGGCUCGAUAUACUCCGAGAGAAGUGAAGGAGGUCUGCAGAUGGAACGAGAUGGCAGUAUGCAAGGUCUAGAAAACAGUUUCGACAAGCUCACUCUUGAGAAGGCCAGAAAUGCCGAUGUGGAAGACCUGGACGACGAUGGAUGGAGGAUUGCAAGUCUAGAAAACAGAAUAGUCGAUCUCGGCGGCCUUGGUGAGGGAGCUGGUGGUGCUGUCACGAGAUGUAAUCUGAAAGGGGGAAAGACGGUAUUCGCCCUCAAGGUCAUCACGACAAACCCGGACCCAGAUGUUAAGAAACAGAUUGUCCGGGAGAUCAACUUCAAUAAGGAAUGCGCGUCGGAACACAUCUGCCGCUACUACGGAGCAUUCGUCGACCCCGCCACAGCCACCAUCUCCAUUGCUAUGGAGUUCUGCGAGGGCGGAUCCCUCGACAGUAUCUACAAAGAGGUCAAGCGGCUCGGCGGCCGGACGGGAGAGAAGGUCCUUGGCAAGAUCGCCGAGGGUGUCCUCGGUGGCUUGACGUAUCUCCACAGCAAGAAGAUCAUCCACCGCGAUAUCAAGCCAUCCAAUAUCUUGCUGUGUCGCAACGGCGAUGUGAAGUUGUGCGACUUUGGUGUGUCCGGUGACUUCGGAACCAAGGGUGAAGCCAACACGUUCAUCGGCACGAGUUACUACAUGGCCCCUGAGCGGAUUACAGGCCAGAGCUACACAAUCACUUCGGAUGUCUGGUCGACUGGUGUCACCCUCCUCGAAGUAGCACAGCAUCGGUUCCCGUUCCCUGCUGAUGGAACGGAGAUGCAACCCAAGGCGGGACUGAUAGACCUGUUGACAUACAUUGUGCGGCAACCAAUACCCAAGCUCAAGGACGAGCCGGAUGCCAAUAUCUUCUGGAGCGACAGCUUCAAAUACUUCAUCGAGUGCUGUCUCGAGAAAGAGCCAACCCGCCGGGCAAGCCCAUGGAGGAUGAUGGAACAUCCCUGGAUGGCCGAGAUGCGGACUAAGCGCGUGAACAUGGAGAGGUACCUCUCCCAAGUAUGGGGCUGGGAAGAUACCGCCGCCAAAAAGUGA
Messenger RNA from Anthostomella pinea, 1557 nucleotides. The record is from the annotation of a GenBank genome assembly. Lineage: Eukaryota; Fungi; Ascomycota; Sordariomycetes; Xylariales; Xylariaceae.